UUUGAUUGAUAUAUAAGGCUGUGGUCAGUACAAAGGAAACACAUCUCAUCUCAAGUGGUUUUUCUGAAGUUGCGGUGGCAGUGGCAUUUGAAAUAUGGCAGAGGUCAUUGAUUGCAAUUUUCCUGUUUGGGGCCUUCUGCCGAAAAAAGAAACUGGUGUCACUCAAUUCCUUACCAAAUACCCCGAAUACGAUGGUCGAGGAGUCGUCAUCGCAAUUUUCGAUUCAGGAAUUGAUCCUGGGGCUCCUGGCAUGCAGGAAACUUCGGAUGGAAGGCCAAAAAUUAUUGAGAGGUACGACUGCAGUGGAGCUGGAGACGUCGACGUUAGCAAAGUUGUACAGGCACCCGAUGGAUAUAUUAUUGGUAUAACUGGUCGUAAAUUAAAGAUCCCAUCAAAAUGGGUAAAUCCUUCUGGAGAAUAUCACAUUGGAAUAAAAAAUUUGUAUUCUCUGUAUCCGGGAAAAUUAAGAGAAAGAGUGCUGUUAGAAAGAAAGAAACGUUUAUGGGACAAUACACAAAAGUGUGCUCUUGCAGAAGCAACCAGACAAUUACAAGAAUUCGAAACAAAAAAUCCGCAAAUAACUACGUUGAAAGAGAGAUUGGAGAAAGAGGAACUCGAGGCGAGAGUCGAAGUAUUAAAUAACAUCGAAAAGAAAUAUUGCGAUGUAGGACCUACUUACGACUGUGUCGUCUUUCACGAUGGUGAGGUUUGGAGAGCAUGUAUCGAUACUUCCGAGGAAGGUAAUCUGGAAGCUAGUGUUCUCUUAGGUGAAUACAGCACAACCUUGGAGUACGCGCCUCUUAUUCCAGAAGAUCAAUUAAACGUUAGUAUUAACGUUCACGAUGAUGGGAACACGCUCGAAAUUGUUAGCUUAUGUUCCAGUCACGGUACACACGUAGCUUCAAUUGCCGCUGCGUAUUUUCCUGAUAAUCCUGAAUUAAACGGCGUAGCCCCUGGUGCUCAAAUUAUUUCAUUAAGCGUCGGAGAUAGCCGCAUAGGCACGAUGGAAACCGGAACUGCGGUGGUACGAGCGAUGAUACACGUAAUGAAGCACAAAGAAAAGAUACACGUGAUAAAUAUGAGUUACGGAGAGCAUGCUCACUGGUCAAAUUCGGGGAGGAUAGGAGAGUUAAUGAACGAAGUCAUCGAUAAAUACGGUGUAACUUGGGUGGCGUCCGCUGGUAAUCUCGGACCAGCUUUGUGUACUAUUGGAACACCGCCGGAUAUCAGUACCAAUAGCGUGAUCAGCGUUGGCGCUUACGUUUCCCCUGACAUGAUGGUAGCUGAAUAUUCUCUAAGGGAAAAGAUGCCGGGCAUGACGUAUACAUGGUCGUCCCGCGGACCGAUGAUCGAUGGCGGAGCUGGAAUUACCGUGUGCGCUCCGGGAGGAGCGAUAACCAGCGUACCUAAUUUUACUUUGAGAAAAAGUCAGCUGAUGAACGGUACAAGCAUGGCUGCUCCACAUGUAACUGGCGCUAUCGCGGUACUUAUAUCGGGGCUUAUCGCGAAAGGUUGCCCGUAUUCUCCGUACCAUAUAAAACGAGCCCUUGAGAAUACAGCGUUGUACAUACAACAUCUGGAUACUUUCGCACAAGGUUCAGGAUUAUUGCAGGUUGAACGUGCAUUCGAUCAUCUCGUUACUUAUACCAAUGUGCCCGAAAGAGAUGUAAGAUUUACUAUUAGCUGCGGCCCGAAUAACGGCAAAGGGAUUCACAUGAGAAGCGGCAUUAUUGAUCGAUCGAAAGAUUAUGCCGUUACGGUUGAACCAGUGUUCCUUAAUAGCGAAAAUACCGACCCGGCACUCAAAAUUGCUUUCAAUUUAAAGUUAACGUUGGUGUGCGAUGCAUCCUGGAUACAUUUUCCUUCGCAUCUCGAUUUAAUGAAUAUGGUCCGUGCGUUUUCGAUUAAAGUCGAUGCCUUUAAUCUACCCGAAGGUGUUCACACAACCAGCGUCCGAGCUUAUGAUGUAACGGACAUUGCCAAGGGCCCGGUGUUCCAAAUACCAGUUACUGUAGUGCAACCGCAAACACUGCCAAAAACCGCGAUCCUUCCGGAUUUAGCAUAUACAAAUAUUCUGUUUAAACCAAAUACGUUGCGUCGACAUUUUAUCCUUGUUCCAGAUGAUGCGACAUGGGCGGUCAUUAGAUUGAAGAGCACGGAGAAAGAUAAAGUUGGGAGGUUCGUCAUUCAUAGUGUUCAACUGAAACCUCGCCUGUCUUGCAAAACUUUCGAAGUUAACAAAUUGUUCACCGUUACCUCUCAAUCAGAAAUUGUUCAUCCAUUUGCUGUCCAGGGAGGAUUAAUCUUAGAAGUGGUUGUCGCGAAAUAUUGGGCGAACAUAGGAGAUAUGUUGAUCGAUUACAUUAUAGAAUUUCAUGGCGUUCGCAUGUUAAGCGGAAAUCUUACGAUGCAAUCCGGAGAUGGAAUAAAUCGUAUAGAAGUCCGGAGUUCACUCCGAAACGAAGAGGUUGUUCCCUGUAUCUGUCUAAAGUCAUCCGUACAGAUAUUGAAGCCGACCGAAGCGAAAAUCGCUCCUUUACGAGAACGAGACAUUAUACCACCAUGCCGACAAAUUUACGAGUUGCAGUUAACUUAUACGUUUCACUGUGCAAAAGCGACCGAAGUAACUCCGAAUGCGACGCUCCUUAGCGAUUUAUUGUACGAGAGCGAAUUCGAGAGUCAGAUGUGGAUGAUUUACGACAGUAAUAAACAACUUAUUUGUUGCGGAGAUGCAUAUCCAUCAAAGUACGCUAAUCAAAAGUUAGAGAAAGGUGAUUAUACUUUGAAAAUCCAUGUGCGUCACGACAAAAAAGAUUUGCUUGACAAAUUAACGGAGAUGCCAUUCCUUUUAAAUUACAAAUUAAGUAAUCCGAUCAGUUUAGACAUUUAUGCUAGUCAAUCGCAAGCAAUGAUCAGCGGCAAAAAAAUGAUAGCAGCUUCGGUACCGCCCGGUCACAUUCUUCCUUUAUACGUUGCUCCAAUAUCCAAUGAGAAUAACAGCGCUGAAAACAAAGUUUCCAGAGGUGCAACCUUAGGAAACGGCAGUUACUUACAGGGCACAUUGACUUUCUGCAAAGAUGAGAAUGGGAAGAAAGUAGACUGUCAUACGAUCAAGUAUAUCUUAUCUGAGCCAACCAAGAAAUCUAGUAGCAGCAGUAGCAACAAUACAUACAAUUCAUCGAAUAAAGAAAAGAUUACCAAAUGGGAUGAAUAUAACGAAGCGCUUCGAGAUUUCAAGUGUAGCUGGCUCACGAAACUGGCGCCUUCCACGAAACCUGGAGAAUACGCAAAUCUGUUGUACGGAGAAUUAAAAAACCUGUUCUCGGACCAUUUACCCGUUCACACUGCCAUGUUAAUUUCUUUGGACUCGCCCGAAGCUCGACGUCACGUGCCGCACGACGAUAUCACAGACGAAUCUGUUUCCCUAGCGAAUCAAAUUGUAACUGUCGCCGAUGCGGUGAUUACUAACAUAGAUCAAGAUAAACUGUUAGCCUAUUAUGGAUUGAAGAACGACCAGCGAGAGGAUGCGGCCAAGAUUAGGGCAACUAUGGAAAAACAAAAGUUCAGCCUCAUAAAGGCAUUGGUAAAGAAAGGAUGCGCGCUGGCAAGAUUGUAUGCGCACAAUGCGAAAAGAGGAGACCAGGAUCCCAAGUCGUACGAACACUUAUUGGAAAGCGUGGCGCAUCAUUGGCAGGAAGUACAAAAGUUUGCCGAACCGACCGACAUCAAGGUGAUUAAUCUCUCGCUAUGGCAUGCUCACAUCAACAAGCAUUACGGCCGCUACAUGAAAUUGUUAUUACGCUAUUACGAAGAGCAUCCGUUGAAGGAAGUUGAUGAGAAAUGUAUAGAAAUAGCUAAAGUCCUAGGAUGGGAUCAUUUGUCGCGCCAUAUCGCCUCGAGUAUAUCAGCGCGUUACGCUCCUUCCUACAGAUCGUUUUGAUCGAUGGUACGUUAAAAUUAAUUUGAUAUUCUAAUACGGGAAGCAAACGGUGGCAGCAAUUUUCAGUGCAACUCUACGAGGACAGAUCGACGUUUCUCGUCGACGACCAAUUCAGGUGUAUUAUACACUUAGCAGAAUAUAAUUUUAUCCACAUUUAAACGAAACAAAUGACUCUAGAUAUAAAUAUUUUAAUUUUCUGGCCAUUGGAAAGAAGAAUAAAAAAAUAACGAAAUAAAUAUAAUCUUGAUGGUUACACGUAUGAUUUGUUUCAUAAUCACGAAGACCGCACCAGCAGUGACAGAUCAGAUACUUACUCUGGAUAAAAUUAAAAAGUAUGACAAUACGUGUAUGUGUACGUGCACAGGGAAAAUGAUUUUAUCAUUAAAAGAGUCGAUGUUUAAUAAAUAAUGCAUUUUUGUGGCGAUUCUCGUCUUGUCCAAAGAAAAGAAAUGCGUCGAGAUAUCAUGGGAACUGUUAUCGAUUUCGGUAUGAAAAUUCACUCACGGCAAUGUGCUAGUUAGGAGCAUUCGUUUCAACUAACAUAAACUACCUUAUAUGUAUCAUUUAGGUUCUCCAUUUUUACGAUAUAUUAAAUGUAAAUAAAUAAUAUAUAGUAAAACACGCAAUACAAAUUACACAUACACAUACGUAUGUGUACAUACAGGUAUUUUCUUUAUAUCCACAAACGUUUACCGAGUUCUAUUAUUUAUAAAUGUAUGCGCUUAUGUGACUGAUUAUUAUGAAAUUUAUAUGCAAUAUAUUCAAUCCUUGUUGUCAUUGCGUUAGAUAUAAAAAAUAUAUUUUUAUUCCACUUUACAUACUCAGCAAUUAACAAUUGUUAACAAUAUCUGUAUAUGUUGUGUAACGUACAAUACAUGUACUGGAUAUCAAGGAUAGAAGCCAUCGAAAAUAUCCUCUGCCACAUACACGUACUCUCGUACGAGCCACGUAUCCGCAUUGUAAUUCAAACUCGAUGGCUCGGGUUACUUUGGCUGAUGAUGAGAGAAGGCUAAUACGAGACUUUGAAGCGUUAAAAUCCAAACAAAAAUAAUUUUUCAAUGAAAUCAUUAACUCUUUCA
Messenger RNA from Ceratina calcarata, 5019 nucleotides. RefSeq names its product tripeptidyl-peptidase 2. Bases 95 to 3940 code for a protein of 1281 amino acids. Gene Ontology annotation, biological process: proteolysis. The transcript is spliced from 20 exons. NCBI's taxonomy places the organism in Eukaryota, Metazoa, Arthropoda, Insecta, Hymenoptera, Apidae. Gene Ontology annotation, molecular function: tripeptidyl-peptidase activity; serine-type endopeptidase activity. Gene Ontology annotation, cellular component: cytosol. The record is from RefSeq and is a predicted model, not a curated record.